UUUGUUGCGUUAGUUGUGAUCCGACGGUGAUCUCGUAAACACUCGUUUCAUUCGGGAAGGUGUUUUUUUGUUGUUUUGCGCGUUUUUUUAUGGUGAUACUAAGCGGAAAGAAGCUCUGCUUAACGUUUGCUGUGGAAUUUGUAUAAAUAAACAAUAUUCAUUUCGAGAAUACGAAACAAUCGACAAAUACGAACGAAAAACUCGAGUACGUUGUUAGGAAUACGGGAGUUCACGUGAGGUGAGAUAGUUUGUUUUUGGUGGUUUAGAGGUGUGUGACGAUCAGGUGGAUUGUGACUUUCUGAUGGAAUCACACCCGGUUUUAAAAUGAUUCAACCUGCGUGGCGCUGGAAGAAGAGAAUCUGGUGACUGUUUUGUACACUGAAUUGGUAUCACAGCCGACGGAGGACGGUGAAUUUCGGCAGUGUGGAAAACGUCAGAAAAAAUUAACAUAUUCACACGCAAGCAGUUUUGAUCCAGCGCACGGUGCGGAGCGCGCAACAGGUUUAGCAGGCCUGAUUGGUUGGUUUACGCGAGGGUGCCUGUGUUUUUUUCUCGGUUGUGCUAGUAGGUAGUGGCUGCGUACGUGUGUGAUGGCAAAGCGCUGACGAUCAAGCGAGCCAGUGGAGAAAUAUAUCCAUGGAAUCGGAGUGGAAGGAAGGUGAAUAACGCGAUAAUAUCGCCGACGUUCAUUUGCGCUCGUGAGACGCGAGGUGCGCGAGCGAUUUCUAAUGAAUUAAUGAUGUGGCUCUAAAGCUGUCCCAUGGUGGAUCAAGUUUUGUACGAUUUUGACAGCUAAUAUUCAUUAGAAAGCCGUCGAGUGGCAUGUCUGGUUACCCUGGUCAAUAACUCCUGGAACCUAUUGUGUAGUUAAGUGCGGUUGUGUGAAUUGAGGCAAGCAGAAAUAUAAGCAAAUAAUAAAUAUUUGUUUGGUUUGGAAGUGGUUAGGGUUUGCGCGAGCGCCACUCAUUGGCGAAGAGAAGGAAGGAACGUAGAAGAAACGAAAAGGCGAUCCAACCUGGCCAAGGUGCUGCAACAAGUGAAUGGAUGGAGUUAACUAGCCUAAGCGAAGGUUUUAUGUGGCAAAGUUUUAAUCACAGCGCUAGGCAAAUGUAAUUGUAUGCUGAUUGAAUGGAAGUGAGCUUGAAGAGUUUGAAUACUGAAAAGGAAGUGAUACAAAUUGUUAUUCGUGCAGGUGUUUGAAGGUGUUACGUUAAUUAGAUUUCACAUUUAUCGAUCGAUUUCGAGGCAAACCAGUGGAAAACAAAACAGAAAGGAGCCAACGAGCCAGUUUUUGACGACUGGGAAGAAACGGACCCAGGAAAGGAAACACAAAGCUUUGGAUUAAUUUUCCCUGUUUCUCGGUUUCGUUAUGUUAUUUUGUUUUCGACAACAGCUUAAAUGCUUCGAUGUCUCGAUGUGUGCGUUGCGAGUGGUUGGUGAGCUCUCGAGCAUAAACACAGUGAUUGAAAAAAUGUGUUCCCAUUGAAUUUGACCGUCAAUAUUUGGAGACGACGAAAAAUUUUCAAUUUCGUUCAAUUUCGGUUAAGUGAGGUUUAAUUUUACUCUCGAUCAGUUGGAGUUUUUUUGCUGUUUUUUUUUUGUUUUGGUGCUGUGAAGAAGUAUCCUCCAACGACGACAAGAGAAGAGAGAGAAAAGAUUCCAGCGGAAUCGAAGAAAAGGAAAUAUUUUUGAUUUUUUCGCUGAGUGGUGAUCAUCGAUCGGUCGGCCCCCUUGGAAUUGUGUGUGAAGUGGAGAAAAUUCGAAACGAUGGGUAGCCGCAACUUGGAGUGUCGUAAAUUUUCACCAAACAUCUUUAACAAGAGCAAAUGUACACACUGUUUUCGCCAGCGCGAGGAGCACAGUGCGGCCGCAUUGGAAUGCAAUCGGGCGACGAGAAAGGUGUCAAAACGCGGAUAUUUAUUCGUGGCACCCGACUGGGACUUCAGCAAUCCGCUCUACAGAACAAAGCGAUGGCAGCGAAGGUGGUUCGUGCUGUACGACGACGGGGAGCUCACAUACUCGGUGGACGAACACCCAGAAACGAUUCCUCAAGCCAUAAUCGACAUGACCAAGGUACUGGAGGUAACCACAGCUGAAGAUGUUACUAGUCAUCCACACUCAAUUGCCAUUACCGCACCGGAGCGGGUCACAUUCGUGAAGGGCACCUGUCCGGAGGAAACCAAGUGGUGGUUCAACGUGCUAUCGGCCUUCCCAAAAUCAAAGGGUCGACACAAACGGAAUGCAACGUUCCCGGGCGGACAAGCAACCACCAUCCUGCAGUCGCAACCUCCAUCAGCCGGUCGGAAUCGGCACAAUUCGUACCACAAAGACAUGCUGCCAUCACCCGUCGUGGCUAAUCUGGAGGCCCUGACGGCGCCUUGCUCCUGGAAUCCCGCGGCCACCACCGACGAGAACAAUCUAAAUGCAAAUAACGAGAACAGCAGCACGGCCAUGACGACGACCGGUAGCAACCUCGGCGGUGGCAGCAACAACGUGAACGCCAAAGUCUACAGCGAUCAGCCCGUUUCGUCGAAAUCGCCACCCACCAGAGAUAAAUUGCAUCCCGAAGGCAAGGCGCAGGCACGUAUCAGGAACCGCAAUCGAUCAUCGAUGGAUGCAACCGACUCAGCAUCCAAAUGCUACCUGUUGGACGACCUUCGACGCGACGAGAAGCUGAAAGAUAUCGCCAAUACGAUCACCAAUGUGAACCGUUGGAGCUCGCCGUGCAUCGUCGACAGUAUUCCAUUGACGGUGGUUGGAGUGUCGCAGGAUGAGAAGCCCACCCGGGACGAGAACACAGUUCCUCCACAGUUCAGUGCCAAGUCGACCGGCCAAAUGCGACCCCAGUCCCUGACGAUACCGUCCUCAGCCCCGGCCAUCGUGUCUGCCAUCGUUAAGAAGAUACCCACCGGUAUCAGUAGUUCCACCAAGUCUGACCUGUCGAAAACCAGCCAGAACACUAUCUCUAGUCCGAAGUUGAAACCUAGUCAAACCCACGAGCGAGGCGAUCCCGAUGGGGAUUGCGGUCUCGACGAUGCCCCUGCUAACUAUCUCUCGAAAAACUCCGAACUCCGGGUUACCAUCCCGUCCACGGAAGAGCUGAUCAACUCGAAAAAAGGAUGGCUCAUGAAGCAGGACAGCCGAUCCAGCGAUUGGAGCAAGUAUUGGUUCUCGCUACGAGGUGCUGCCUUAUUCUACUAUCGAGAUCCGGUAGCCGAGGAGAAGGGUGUACUGGAUGGGGUACUGGACGUCAAUAGCAUAACCAGUAUCACAGAAGUGCCAGUUGCUAGGAACUACGGAUUUCAACUGACGACAUGGGACAACCGACGCAUCGUACUGUCCACGGUAACCAUCAGUAAUCGAAACAACUGGAUAAAUGUGCUCAAGAACGCCGCCGGAUUACCUCAGACCAAAGUUACACUAAAUAACAACAACCUGGGACUAAACAAUCAAAACGAUGAAAACUUCAAAACGUUAACCGACAAACCUCCAUUAGAGAUAGAAAUCAUAGACAGCAACCCAACGCAGGAUAAAAUCGGCAGUCAUAAUACUGGAACCAUUAGCACCCGCAUCAGUACCGAGACUACCCAAGGCGAAGACCAAGUGGACUGCAAGCCCAUCCAAAAAAGUCAGGACGUAGUAGUGCAUCUCACCAAGUCAAGCAGCACCUGCGACGCUCUGAACAACAACCUCCCUCCAAAGCCAUCCAGCACACCGACGGUCACGAGUCCUGUAACGCCCGUAACGCCAAUCACGCCCAAGUCCAUGCUGUUCUCCUCCGAUGAAGAAUAUCGCACUGCAUCGGAAGGAGGUCGCAGAGACAGCGUCGGUGAUUGGGGCUCCCCAGUUUCUCCUUCCCCUCCAGUGCCACUGUCAGCGAUAGCUAGAACCAAAGAUAGAUUAAGAACAUCCCACAACCGGUUACAUAAACGCAGUCGAUCGUCACCCCCGUCCUCGAGGCGUAGCACAAUCGAAAGCGUGCAAUCGGAAGACCUCCCGCUCAUCAACCCCGUUCAGGAAGAAGUUUGCAUGGACAAGGAACUGCAACUGCGAUUGCAAGCUGCCGAAAAAGAACUGUCGAUCCUUCGAGAGGAAACUCACGAGCGAGAAGCACGAAUGUCCGACCUGUUGGCUGCACUCGAACGAACCGAACAAGAACUAACAAGGAAACGAGAAAGCGAAGAAAACCGAGAUAAACUCAUGACGCAACUCGACGCAAGUAGAGCCAAUGCUCAGGAAAUCAUCGACAGGAUAACAGUGGAGCUUGACAAGAGUCGCGAAACAGUGAAAGAGCUGGAAGAUCGGUUGGCACGUGGCAUCGAGGAAAAUGAAUCCCUGUACAAGAAAAUCAGAGAAUUUGGCAUUUCUAGUCCUGCAUCCAGCUUGUGUAGUCUCAAUACAAAAACAGGUAAAAUGCGUCGGAUGGACUCGUUUAGUGAUUUGACAAGCCUGAAUGAGGUUGACCCGAACACGUUGGACAAGGACAUGCUUGCGGAUGAGUACCACGAGCUGAGAGCACGUUUCGAGAAGGCCGUCAGUGAACUCAAAGCCAUGAAACGAGAACUAAAGGACUCUCACAAAAUGUACGAUGACCUUGAGAUUUCAUUUGCCACGUUAAAAAGGGAAAUCGAUCGACAGGCUAAGGAACAGGAGUCACAAUCGAAAAUGAUGGCCGACAGAAUACAGGACAUGACGAACAAGUACACCAACGCCGAGAAACAAGUCAGACUCCUUCGACAAAAACUGGUGAGAAAUGAAAAGCGGAGGUCACUAUCGCUGAAGGGAAAGGAAUCGCUAACGAUUCAGAAGGAACUGGAAGAGAAGGUUACGGAGCUGGAGCAUAAAAUCGAUGCUUUGGAGCAGGGAGCGGUGAUAGCCGAAGCAACGGUGGCUCAAGGAGAAUCAUCUGAACUGAAAAACGUCAAACGAGCGUCCACUCGGUUACGAAGGAAAAGUUUGGAUAGUGCCACAAUCUCCUCACAACCGAUGCAAGUUCUGCUCAGGCUGAAUAACUUGGAAAAACGUGUCGACACUGUUAAAGCAACUGCCGGAGAAAUUUUGACAAUCCCUGGGUCAAGUGAAAGUGUGAAUACUGCUGGUAUGAUAAGCAGCGGAAGCACUAGCAGUAUCAGCAGCGUCGGUGUUGUCAAAUCUACCCCAAGCACUAGUCCAAAGGUUUCCGAGCACCUAAUGGAUCGGUUGAAGAGUUUAGAAGGUGUAGUCAUAUCCGUUCGUGACCUAGUCGACCAGAGUAUGCGUCAAUUCCAGAACCUACGAUCCUCUCGAUCGCGGCGAUCAGUUUCUCCCAUCGCCGACAAAAAGGAUUCGUUCAAAUUUAUCGAAAGGUGCUUAUCGGAAGUUUCCAAAUUGUUGCGGGAUAGCUGCGAGCAUUGCGUCAUUCAAGAUUGUUCAUUGAAUAACAACAUUGUCCUUCUACCGGAAACCAAUCCAAUCAAAUUGGCUCUCACGCAAAUGGAAAGCCAGCUGAAAAAUAAGCUUUGUGAUCUUCUGAAACAACGGCGAAUGCUUCGUGAAACGAAUGGGCUGACACAGAAGAAAGACAUGGAGUUGCUAGCUGAACGGAUCGCCUUCGAAAGCGUUUGCUUUGGCCGGAUGCGGAACGCAUUGGAAAGGGCGGAAGGCAUGAAGGAGCAUGAAGAGAAACAAACCAAAGUAGAGGUAUCUGAAACGAUACAGCUGAUGGCAAUGCUCAAGGCAAAACUGGCCGGAAAAUGUGGCAUCAAGCCCAACAGCAGCAUUGACGUGCUUGCAAGUGUCCUAGCCAGGAAGCUCAUGCUGUCAGCAGGUCGAACCAGUAACAUAAGAUCACUUAACUUCCCUACCAUCAACACUAAUUUGCUGGAUGAUUUACUUCGUCAGCAAAACGAAGUCCACAUGGUAGCUAAACGGUACAAAACGACUGUUAUGGAGAAUCUGGCGUACGGUCUAGCCGCCGAAACGUUAAGUUACAUUUCUUCAUCAAACGAAACCAUUCAGGGAGCCGUGCAGGAGGCUUGGCGACAAGCCCAGGAGGCAGUUAAUGCUGAACUGGUACAGUCUGAGAUCGCUCAUAUUAUGAUGCGAAGUGCUCAACGGUAUGAGAACUCGCUAACACCUGCAUUCGGUUACGCGUUAUCCACUGACGAGCGAAUAACGUUUGAAAACUUUGCUGACGCAGUCCAGGAUGUGCUGCGAAGAGAGAUGGAACUAGCAGUUAUGCAGCUGACGGAAUGCUACGAGGAAAGCCUGGCGAAGAUGAAACGUGGUCAGUGGAGACUCCAUCUAGAGCAGGAACGAAAACCGAGCGAAGGGCGCCAGCUGCUGGCAGAAUUUGCUGACAUUAUUGCACACAAAGCUCUGAUUGAUGCUCGAGUUCAAAUCCUGAAAGGUGAUUACGUCCCUGCCAAGAUCAAACUCAUCAAUGAAGAUAGUAACAACUUUAGCGUUGUUGCGCUGAAGAAAUACGAAAACUUGUACACCGAUCUCACCGCUGACCUCGAAAUCGCCAAUUCGGAUGACAUCCUCGCUGAGGCUGAUUUCAAUUUCAUGUACAAAUUCUUCGUAAAUGAACAUCUUAGCAGCAAAACAGAUAUCAAAGAAAUAUCUUCCACGUUAAACGAACUGGAACGAUCAGUGGUGUCGUUGCAGAAUACAAUGACGCCAGAUAACGUACUAAUCGCCAGUACGGUAGAUGUCGACAGUCUACGAAGCAUUCAUGCUAGGUGUGCGGAGAUUCAAAAUCGAAUAGAUUCCCUGAUUGACACAGCCAAGUCAAUCCAAGCUCAAUGUGAUGAGUGCGACAGGUUGCAAGAUACACUUCAUCAACUAACUGAUCGACAUGAAAUCGACAUCGCUAGCUUGAAGCAACAAAACGAUGAACAGGUCUGUCUGUUAACGAGGACGAUUGAUGAGCAAAAAGAGCUUAUCAAAAGCAUCGAAAGUGAAAAGACCGAAAUUCAAGAGCGGUUGAGAAAUGAGAAAAAUGUCUUGAAACUACGAGAAAAAGAAUUCAAUGACCUCAACAGCAAGCUAAAAGAAUACGAAACAAUGUGCCAUGAGAAGGAUAAGGAAAUCGAAGAUCUGUUGGAGAACUUCGACGAGGAACGUAAAAAGUCGAAGGUGCUGCGCGACAAGUACGAAGAACUGUCGAGCAACUUCCAAAAGAAUACCGAAGAGUAUGCUGAGCUUGAAAAGGAACGCGAUUACCUGUUCGAGCAAAUCCGCAAAGAGAAAGAUCACGUCAAAAAGUUAGAGAAACACCUGGAGAUGCUCGAGGCAGAGCACGCCCAACAGGUGGACAAUUUGCAUGCCGCGUAUCGGGAGCAGCAAAUGGCCAACGAAAUUGACUCGCAAAAGGACAAAGACGACGAAGAUAGCUUGCGACUGAAGUACCAAGCGGAAAUCGAGCAACUGAGGGCUUUAUGUGAGAAGGGACUGGCAGCGAUGGAGGCAUCGCACAAGCGAAUCAUUCACGAUCUGGAGGAGAAGCACCAACACGAGAUUGCGCAGCUGAUAGUGGAAAAGGAGCAAGCACUUGCCGAAGAAACGCAGGCAACACUGGCAGCACUGGAUGCAAUGCGCAAAGCUCACCAGAAUGAAGUCCAGCGAGAAGUUGCUCGGUUUAAGCAAGAAUUUUUGAAGCAAUUUCAGAAAGGUGGCCAAUCGCCAACGUCUGUCAAAGAAAAAGAGCAAGAAUUAGAGGAAGUUCGGCAGGAAAUUCUGUCUUUAUCGGAAAAGUACUCCAUGAAGUGUGUUGAAACGGCUUCGCUUGAAGAGAAGCUAAGAAUUGCAUCGCAACAGCUGAAAUAUUCGCAGCAGCACAUCCAGCAGCUCGAUGUUAGAAACAAACAGCUAAGGGCACACUUUGUGUCGGGUGACUCGACUGAUGCCAUCUCUUCGAUCAGCUCAACGCCGAAGGCAACUUCCCUGCAAAGCUUGCAUGAUGAUGCAAACGUUAAGAAGCCAUCGACCGACGGUAACCGGCAUCAUUCGCUUUCGACGGUGAUCAAAGCAGCAGCCAACAACGGUGGUUCCGCAGCAUCUGGCAGCCACAACAGUCCUUCCUCGGGCCAUUGUUUCGAUAACAGCAGCAAAGAAUACCAUUCUAUUAACAAUAAGAAAGAAUCGCAUCCUAGGUUGAAACUAUGCGAAGGAGCCAAACUAGGCGUAUCUACAGUUUUCCCCAACUCCAUGUCGACCGGGCUCGACUCGGUGAACCUUACGAGCAGUAACAACCGAACCAAAGUUCUAAACUCCAAACACCUAAAUAUGAGCCUUCUCAGCGGAGGAGGAUCAGCACGACACAGCACCAGCACCACCAAUACCAUCUCCUCACCGGCCAGCACUGGCCUCAACACCUCGACUAGCAAUGCAUCGUCGGGCAGCAGCAGCCAAAGUUGCACCAGCAAAACUAAUAAUAAUAAUGAUAACGAGUGCCUAACCGAGCUUAAGCCAGCCAAUAAGAUGAGUUCGCCCCUUCCCUUAGAUGAGAAGGACGUUGAACAAAUUCAUCGUUUCGAAUUGGAAAUCUAAAGAAAAAAAAAGCUUUGCUAAAAAUCACGCAAGCAGCUAAUUGAAACAACAAUCAUUAUUGUUAUUGACACAAACUAAAUGGAUCAGCUUACGAUUGGAUCAAGUCACCCACGCCAAAAUAAAGCACUGCUUAGAGAGUUGCAUUGCAAAUGACUUAGAAUACCUAACUGACGCCUUAAACCUAACCUCACUGUUUUGUACAAUACCCAAGCAGCUUCCUGUUCGCUCCCACCAGUUAUUUGUGCACGCAAAACAAAUUUAUUAAUUACCAAACCUUUCUGUACAUUGCUGCUAUUCGUAUGAAAUUUAAAUCUUAUAUUGAUUAUAAUUAACGUUAUUAUUCAUGUACAGUUAACUAUGUAUAAAACACCCCAAAACAUAUAUAGUAAAAAUUCAUCAUAGAACUUAAGCGUAAAUACUAGCCCUAACACGAUCGCGAGCAGCUGAUCCUAAUCUUUUGACAAUGGAAAGAGUGUUCGUUUAAACCAUAUUUGCUAACAUAAAUUAGUUUUCACAUCCCUAUUCUAGCGUUAGAAACCGAUUCAAGUGUUCACACCUGCCCUACACCAAUUUUAUGAACUAUUCCUGCUCAUUUUGAUAAAGGAUAAAAAAUUAUACGAAAUUAGGCACCGUACUGUUGGGCAGACAGCCAGAGUUUAGUGUUUUACUCGUAGACCUAGAAGAUUAUUUAAUUCGAUUAAUUUUACCACUCUGGUGUAAUGCAGUCUAGCAUACCUCUAUACGUUUAUACCAGGUUCCAUCGCAAGGCCUUCGUUUCCGAGAUACUGUGAAAUGGGUAGGUUUUCGGAAACAUCUACACGCAGUCUUCCCCGUCCCCUUUGUGGUUCUGUUGACUUUAUUUUUUUAUUGAACAGCAAUAAAAUGUGCAUGUUUUUUUGUCAAAAUGAA
Messenger RNA from Aedes albopictus (Asian tiger mosquito), 9441 nucleotides. It is a transcript of the gene osp, whose product is annotated as protein outspread. Gene Ontology annotation, cellular component: actin cytoskeleton. The record is from RefSeq and is a predicted model, not a curated record. Gene Ontology annotation, molecular function: actin filament binding. The transcript is spliced from 15 exons. NCBI's taxonomy places the organism in Eukaryota, Metazoa, Arthropoda, Insecta, Diptera, Culicidae. The coding region runs from base 1768 to 8532 and encodes 2254 amino acids.